ACCAAUUGCAAAUAUUAUGCAUUGUUUUAAGAUUUAAAGAACAGAAGGACAUGGUUAAUUUUUGUAACAUUUUCAGAGAUCGCCAACUGAGAAGACUUUUGCACAAAAUGAAAUUGUUCAGAAGGAGUAAUGACCGCCCCAAAAAUGAAAUUUUUGCUGCAGUUGAGGUACCAGUAUUACUGACUCCUUGAUUAUGGAGGUGAUCAUUAAGUGAAUUAAUUAAAUCCAAAUUAUUUUUGUAUCUUAGAGUGAAUUAAAAAAGUGGCCCCCAAUGAAAGGUGUUCGAGCUAUGUAUAGACGUGUGAGGGACUUCAGAGGAAUUCGACCAUGCUAUCGAAAUGAUGUACAUGAAGUAAUGCGUCAAUUGGAUGCAAGGGGGCUGCACAGACGACAGCCAGGAAAUCGCAAAAUUCUGAGAUGCCAGUACUCAACAAAGGGCCCCAAUCACACUUGGCACAUUGAUGGAAAUGAUAAAUUGCGUUUUUAUGGAAUCUGGAUUCAUCUGUGUAUUGAUGGAUAUUCAAGACGUGUUAUAUGGCUACAUGCAGGGACCUCCAAUCGGAAUCCACGUUUCAUUGCUAGAUAUUUUCUUGAUGCAGUGGAAACAGAAAAUGGUGAAACGUUUACUUUCGUUUCCAGUUGUCCACGCCUUGUGAGAGCAGAUAGGGGUUGUGAAAAUUCUUUAGUUGCCAUUAUACAGAUGUCUUUUAGAUACCAUCACCAUGACAGCUUAGCAGGAGUUAACAGUUUCAGAUAUGGGAAGUCUAUACAUAAUCAACGAGCAGAGUAAUUUAAUGGAUACCUAAAAAAAUCAUGGAUAUGUUUCUGGCAAAAACAUUUUGAGGCAAUGGUGGAAGCUGAAAUUUUGGAACUAUCCAAUCCCAUACAUAUGCAGCUUUACUCUGAGCGCAUUGAAUAGAACAACCACAGGAUUCGUAAGCAGACUUUAGCUGCAGGACCAUUUGGAAAACCAGACAUGCUUUAUUUUUGUCCUCCAUCCGGAACUCCAAAUAUGCUGUGCACAAUUGAUGAUGAUCUUCAGCAGCAUGCAGACACUAUGGCUUGUGAAAAGGGAUCCACCCUGACUGUGGCCAAUGUUGCUUUCAGGCAGUUGUGCUCCACUGUGUUUACUCUCCCUAGAUCAAUGGAUGGUUAUUCAGUUGAUGAUGCUGUGGCUUCCUAUCUAACGACUGCAAAUCACAUCAC
This is a messenger RNA of Polypterus senegalus (gray bichir), 1206 nucleotides long. RefSeq lists its product as uncharacterized. The transcript has 9 exons. Gene Ontology annotation, molecular function: nucleic acid binding. The record is from RefSeq and is a predicted model, not a curated record. The coding region runs from base 272 to 790 and encodes 172 amino acids. Lineage: Eukaryota; Metazoa; Chordata; Cladistia; Polypteriformes; Polypteridae.